UUUGACAGUUGGUGUGAGAGGUGUAGGGAGGGUUUGUGUGAUCAUAGCGGUGUUAGGUUGUGAACAGGUACCAAGAUGUCAACAUUGUUAACUUUUCAUUGAAGAAAAUGUCUUCACAUAUGACUUUCAUCUGUUUAGAUGAGGAAAUGUUGGAGUAAGUUUGUGUGACACAAUAGUGCCGGUGGCAGUGUAAAAACUCUCGGCUGGAGGGUAACUUAGUGCUCGGAAAUGGCGUCUGCUAGAGUAGCCAAAAUAAAACGUCAGAGUUCAAUGAAAGAUGAAGAAAAAGGACCACCCAAAAUUAACAGCUAUGAUAUAUUGACAACGAUAGGCACAGGAACAUUUGGUCGAGUGGUACUCUGCAGACACAAAGAGAACAAAGACUAUUACGCACUGAAAGUAAUGAAGAUCACGGAGGUUAUACGUCUCAAACAGAUAGAACACGUGAAAAAUGAAAAGGAAAUACUAGCUAGUGUCACACAUCCAUUUAUAGUUAACAUGACGUGGGCCUAUCAUGACGACAGAUUUCUGUACAUGUUGUUGGAGUAUGUUCCAGGAGGUGAACUCUUCUCUUAUCUUCGUAAUCAUGGCCGCUUCAACAAUGACAAAUCCAAUUUCUAUGCCUGUGAAAUUGUGUCAGCCUUAGACUAUUUACACUCCAAAUUAAUUGUUUAUAGAGACUUGAAACCAGAAAAUUUACUUCUUGAUAAGGAAGGACAUUUAAAAAUCACGGAUUUUGGUUUCGCAAAGAAGCUUGAAGACAGGACGUGGACACUCUGUGGGACCCCGGAGUACCUCGCCCCGGAAAUCAUCCAGAGUAAAGGUCACAACAAGGCAGUAGACUGGUGGUCACUAGGCAUCCUAAUAUACGAAAUGCUCGUCGGAUUCCCACCAUUUUUUGAUGACAACCCUUUUUCAAUUUAUGAGAAGAUUCUAGAGGGCAAGAUAGAAUGGCCACGGCACCUGGAUCCCGUGGCCAAAGACCUGGUAAAGAAACUUCUUGUCCAGGACAGGACAAAACGGCUGGGAAAUAUGAAGAAUGGUGCAGAUGAUGUGAAGAGACACAAGUGGUUCAAAGGAAUCACGUGGGAGGAUGUAGUAGCCAGAAAGUUAACGCCUCCUAUUGUACCCAAACUGUCACAUGCAGGGGACACAAAAAACUUUGAUGAAUACUCAGAAGAUGAUUGGAGGAAGGCUGCUGUUGUCAGUGACCGAGAACUCAAAUAUUUCCAAGACUUCUGAUCACCAGGGCAACCAAAGCAAUUUGAAAAUCAUCCAUUUUUAUUCAAAGGAUCAAUUAACAUUGCCUGGAAUGUGAUAUUUGUGCCUGAUGACCAAGAACACUUUUCCAUGGUCUGGAAAUUCUGUGCUUCAUGUGAUACUACACUUUUAGAUACUCCAUAUUCACCAUCUGCUGAGAGAAUGGCUUUCGUUAGACAUCAAAGAUUAGCAGUUAAAAACUGAUGUUGUGGUCACUGGUCGUACGGGUCUCAAUACAGUAUUGAGACGUAUGCCACUAGUGUAUACACAUCGUCAUGUUGUGGUCACUGGUCGUACGGGGUCUCAAUACAUUGUUGAGACGUAUAUCACUAGUGUAUACACAUUGUCAUGUUGUGGUCACUGGUCGUACGAGGUCUCAAUACAUUGUUGAGACGUAUAUCACUAGUGUAUACACAUUGUCAUGUUGUGGUCACUGGUCGUACGGGGUCUCAAUACAUUAUUGAGACGUAUAGGGGUCUCAAUACAUUAUUGAGACGUAUACCACUAGUAUAUACACAUUGUCAUGUUGUUGAGAUCUUUUUUGUUGAUAACUUUGCAUUAAAGUUAUUGUCUUUAUUUCAUUAACAAAUUAGAUUUUUUUCUGAGUUUAAAAUAGUGACAUAAAUAUAUUGUGUAAAGGACAGUGCUAAUUUUAGUCCUUUACUCUCUAGUGUGAAAAACUAAGCAUUUGUCAGCAGUCUUUGUGAAUUAACACAAUUAACAUUUUCCCAUUGUGAAUCAAAGUUAGCAAAAAUAUCAUUGUGAGAAAUACUAUAGGUAUUCAGUAAGAAGGUUUUAGAUAUCAGACCAUUUAAGACUAGACUCAGUUUGACUAGAAUUUAUCAAUGUAUCCAAAUUGAUAUAGAUGAGUACUAACUAGAAGACUAUUUUAUAUCCAAAUUACUAUUAAAUAAAAGUUUGCUGCAAGGCAUCAUUGUUUCCUGAAAAAAAUUAAAAUUUUAUCACAUUUAAGUUUAGCAAUAUCAGUGACAAAAAAACUGACGAAAUAUCUGUAGUCAUUUGUUGAAAAACUGUCACAGUUGUAAAAAUUUCACUGAUAAAUGUUAUAAAAGAAAGCUAGCUUAGAUAAUCAAUCUGAUUAAAAUCAGCUGUUACAUGCCUACUUCGUUAACUACGUACCAUGUCACGUGUAGUACGCACUACUAGUAAAAUGGGGCCGCGAUGGCCGAGUGGUUAAGGUGUCCCGACACUUCAACACUAGCCCUCCACCUCUGGGUUGCGAGUUCGAAACCUAUGUGGGGCAGUUGCCAGGUACUGACCGUAGACCGGUGGUUUUUCUCCGGGUACUCCGGCUUUCCUCCACCUCCAAAACUUGGCACGUCCUUAAAUGACCCUGGCUGUUAAUAGGACGUUAAACAAAAACAAACAAACCAAAUACUAGUAAACAUAGUCACGUAACAGCUGAUUUUAUUCAGGUUGCUUAGAUAAUUUAGUGUCGGCAACAAUGAAAGCAGAAAUAACUAGUUUGAUUAUCUCAUAGAAACUCAAAGUGAUGUAAGGAAGCGUACUUUGCAUGGAGAAGUUAGACAUAAAAGCAAGCAAAAUUAUUUGAAUAAUUCAAAAAUGAUGUGACAAGAAAUAUUUUCUUGUGUCUAAUCAGGAGAUGGGAGCUAACUCUGACAACCUUGGAUUUAUUACUAACAGUUUUAAAAGUUAUAUCAUUUGUUCAUUACAAAACAAAUUGAGGGCAUGUUCCAGAUAAUUGACUCCUUUAAAAAGGGAUGUUUUUCUAUGAGUUGAUUCCUCUAACCAUGGAGCUUUCAAAUCUACAGGUAUUAAUGCUGUUUCAGAUCAUAACACAUGCACUUUUCUUUAACAUUUGGUGCAGCCAUUGUUUAUAAAAACCACAUUCUUGUAAAUAGAAGCCUUUAUCAUCAAUGUAAAUAAAGAUAUUUCAAAGAAUAUUUUUUAUGAAUGAAGAUUUAAUUUAUUUAAUUGAAGUGUAUAGAUGUUUAUUUAAGCCUCUUCAGCUCUAUCAUAGCAAUCAUCAAUUCAUUAAGUCCAUUAAAUGUGUUUAUAAUUGAUAUAUGUCGUUACAUUUUAUACACUUUUACAUCUAACUUUAAAGCAUGUAUAAAACAGUUCCAGGGGUUUUUACAGACUUUUUAUUUGUGUCAUUAAAAGAGGUUCAGAAAUCGGUCUUUAGUUACCAUUGGUUUUAUUGCUCGUUAAGGACCGACUAGUUUAUAUGACAAUCACAGGUAACCAGAAGCACUCCUCUGAUAUCUACAGUUACCAUUGGUACAUGUACCAGUACAUUUAUAUUUUUAACCAUGUGAUCAGGACACUUUCAUUUCAUUUUAAUCCAUAGGUACAUUUUUGGGUCCUUAGUAACCACCAACACACUUUGGUUUCCUUGUUUACCACAGGUACAUUUUUGGGUUCUCAUAGUAACCACAUACACAUUCUGGUUUCCUCACUUACUAUAUGUACACUUUAGUCUCCUUGGUAACCCCAGAUACACUUAAGUUUCCUUGGUAACCACAGAUACACUUUAGUUUCCUUGAUAACCACAGAUAUUCUUUAGUUUCCUUGGUAACCACAGAUACACUUUAGUUUCCUUGGUAACCACAGAUAUACUUUAGUUUCCUUUGUAACCACAGAUACACUUUAGUUUCCUUGGUAACCAUAGAUACACAGUGGUUUCCUUAGUAACCACAGAUACACUUUAGUUUCCUUGGUAACCAUAGAUACACAUUGGUUUCCUUGGUAACCACAGAUACACUUUAGUUUCCUUGGUAACCAUAGAUACACAUUGGUUUCCGUGGUAGUCAGUAUAAAAUGUGUGUGUAUUUUUGUCUGCUCCAGUAAUGUUUUAGUGACUCCAUUAAGUUUACAUGGAAGAAUUAAAUGAUUUUAAUGUCUGAUGGAUCUACAUGCCAAAAUGUAUCAUGGUAGAAUUCAUUCGUUUUUAUUUUCACUGCUAUUCUUGCAAUUAUCAAUUAAUUUAUAUUUUGUAUGCUUUUUAAUCAAGGUACUCUUCUGAAAAUGAUGAUAGUGUUAUUGGAACGAUAUAUAAUAUACUGUCGUAAAACAUUUGCAAAGUCACUCAGAAGAUUUUUUUUCUUGGAUUGUGUGGGACAUCAUUUUAUAAUUAGAUGUUAUAAAUGAUAGACAGAAAAAAUUAUGUUUUGACUCCCCCAGUUUUAUCUGUCACCAUUUAAAAAGUCAUCUGACUUGUUUUCACUGUAUAGCUAAAACCUCAUGACAUGACCUAUAUUAGGAGGGCUGUGACUUGUUUUCACUGUAUAGCUAAAACCUCAUGACAUGACCUAUAUUAGGAGGGCUGUGUCUUUGUUUUCACUGUAUAGCUAAAACCUCAUGACAUGACCUAUAUUAGGAAGGCUGUGACUUGUUUUCACUGUAUAGCUAAAACCUCAUGACAUGACCUAUAUUAGGAAGGCUGGGGACUCCCUUUGCCAUCACUUGUUGCAAAUUAUAAUGAUUUAUUUAUGUAUUUUACUAAUUGCCGAAACCAUGGUCAUUCCCUUUUUGAGCAGCUUUCAUUAUCGUAGUUUACGCCUCUUCUCUUAAAGCAGGAAGGUAAAUAUACUGUGACAAUGUUGAUAACAUUAUAGGAUGAUAAUCACUUACAGAUCCACUAAUUUCAUUCAAUGCAUUUAAUUAAUCUUUUUGAGGGAAACAAUAGGGGUUAUCAGUUAUGAGUAAAUGAGUAGGGAGCUCUAGGCAGUUCUUACAGUAAUAGGGGUUAUCAGUUAUGAGUAAAUGAGUAGGGAGCUCUAGGCAGUUCUUACAGUAAUAGGGGUUAUCAGUUAUGAGUAAAUGAGUAGGGAGCUCUAGGCAGUUCUUACAGUAAUAGGGGUUAUCAGUUAUGAGUAAAUGAGUAGGGAGCUCUAGGCAGUUCUUACAGUAAUACUUUACCCUUUGUAAACUUUAUUUAUUUUACAAUAAUUUGUGAAACAAGUUCUAGCAACUUGUAUUAAUCUCUCUUGUUGGCCGGGGUUGAAGUGUAUGAGGGGUCUUACAGUGGGAGGAAACCAGCUCUGAGGAAACUCAUGGUUGAGCAGGUGCCAAUCUAUACCUUUUGGCAUCCGAUGCGGAAUCAAAUCCCGGCAGCCUAGGUAAAAGGCAACUGUGUUACCACUGUGCCACCUGACCACCCGUGUCCACACUCUGUCACCUGACCACCCGUGUCCACACUCUGUCACCUGACCACCUGUGCCCACACUCUGUCACCUGACCACCCAUGCCCACACUCUGUCACCUGACCACCCGUGCCCACACUCUGCCACCUGACCACCCGUGUCCACACUCUACCACCUGACCACCCGUGUCCACACUCUGUCACCUGACCACCCGUGUCCACACUCUCCCACCUGACCACCCGUGUCCACACUCUGCCACCUGACCACCCGUGUCCACACUCUGUCACCUGACCACCCGUGCCCACACUCUCCCACCUGACCACCGGUGCCCACACUCUCCCACCUGUGCCCACACUCUGUCACCUGACCACCCGUGUCCACACUCUGCCACCUGACCACCCGUGUCCACACUCUGCCACCUGACCACCCGUGCCCACACUCUGCCACCUGACCACCCGUGUCCACACUCUCCCACCUGACCACCCGUGCCCACACUCUGCCACCUGACCACCCGUGCCCACACUCUGCCACCUGACCACCCGUGCCCACACUCUGCCACCUGACCACCCGUGUCCACACUCUGCCACCUGACCACCCGUGCCCACACUCUGCCACCUAACACCGUGCCCACACUUCCAAACUUUUAUUCUGAAUACAGGAAUAUAGAAUCUUAAAUCUGUACUGUAGUACCUUACAUCUAAAUUUUGAUAUUAAAAAAUUACGGACCAAUAUUUUACUUGUUUUCUGUAAAGAUUGAAUCCUUACUGGAAUGCAAUGUUUUUUACUUUGUUUUUAUUCUCUUUAUUUCAUUGUCUUUACAUUUCAGUAGCUAUAGGACUUUGGUAUUCUUUUAUACAAGUUAUAACUUUGUUACUGACCCUCCAGUUUUGUACCAUCUUUAGUGUUAUUCUUCGUUUAUUAUGAAGAUUUUCAUUCAUAAACAGUGGAUACUGUAUCAGCAAUUGGUCUCAUGCAAACUCUAAAUUAAAAAUAGAUUUGAUUCCAAUACAGUUCCUUCUCCAGAGAAGCUGUAAUAAUGUAACAAUUAAUUGAUUAAAUAGAAAUUCUACAUGCGUUUUUUUCUUAAGUGGUUCUCAUCAAAUUUUUUAAGAAAAUAUUUGCAUUAAAUGUCUUUUUGUAAUAUUUCCCGUAAUGCUUGACCACCGUUUACCAUAAUUUGUCAAAAAGAAUAAACUUUUUGACUUCUAAUCUGUGAACACAGUAUUUACUGCCAACAUUUUUGUGGAAUAUUUUUCUAUAAAUAUAUGAGUUGUGUAUUAAUUUUACUCAGUAUUUUUGUGUAUUUGAUAAUUUCCACCUAUUUGUAUCAAUUUUGUAUACUGUUUUUAACUGAGUGUGUGUUUAUCUUAUUUUACAGUGUAAAUACAUAUUUGUGAACUUUGCAUAAUUAUUAAAUGUCAGUUCCAAAAUGAAAACAUAUUUUAUUACGUUGACGUAUUGAUAAUGACGAGAAAACCUAUAUAUGCUUUGAACUGUCUGAAAGAAUGAAUUGCAAAAGUAUGAUUUGGAUUGCUUGUAAACAAGAAUGUUUCAGAAGACGGAUUGAUUGGAUUCUAUUUGAAGUAAUUUCAUUUUUUAAUUUUUUAAAUUCUAAAAUAUUCGUUACAUGAUCUCACUAUCAUUGUUGUCACUCAUUCAUGGUUUGUAUGCAAUUUUAUUUUCUGUAUGUUAAUGUCGUAGAAGGAAAACAGUAAUCCUAGGGAAUGCCCCAGUGAAAUGUGUAGAUUAAACUUUACUCUCUAGGAAAUGCCCCAGUGAAAUGUGAAGAUUGAACUUUACUCUCUAGGGAAUGCCCCAGUGAAAUGUGUAGAUUGAACUUUACUCUCUAGGGAAUGCCCCAGUGAAAUGUGUAUAUUGAACCUCUCAUUGUUCGGAAAAUCAGUGUCUGUCAAGGGAGAGAAUGACAAGAAGUUGUCUCCCUUUGUGAUUAUCAAUAUGUUAAUCUACAUGUAGUAGUUGUACGUGAAACCAUUUUUCGUCAUUCGUGUGCUGGAAAAAUUAUAAGCAAACAAUGUAUUCUAUUUUUCAAGAAAGAAGUCCCAAUGUUACGUUUAUUGUCACAAUUUUAUAUCUAGCGUUACAAAGAUAGUCCCUAAAAUUUCUCAUGUUGGCAGAAUUGGAAUGUUAUAUAUUUUAAGCUUAUUAUAGUUCCAAAUAACUUUUAUUUAAAUGUUAAUUCUGAUCUACAGAUUGAAUUAGCAUCAUCAUCAGGACAAUAUCUCUGAAGAUUUGUAUACUAUAUUAUAAAGGUCUUUACACAGAAUACAAUCUAAAUAUCACAGACCUCAAAAUAUAGCCUUUUAUUGAGGUCUAUGUAAUCAUAGUACUUUGGUGUGGAAAUGUAUUAUAUUGAUGGAAAAUGUGUUAAUUUGAAUGAGAAACCAUACAUGUCAUAGAAUCAUUGUUUUAUCAUUGUACCUUGUAUUCUAAAUGUGUCUACACAAAUUAUUUCCUUUAUAGCUGUGUGAAGCUAUCAAGCUAUAUUCACAGAUUUUUAUCUAUUAUUCUGGGGUUGUAGAGAUUAAGAAUGUGAUAUAAGCUUCUGCUUGUUUGGUUCAUCAACCUUUUACUGAAGCAAUGACAAUAGUGUGAUAUUUCCUGGGAAAGAAUUAAAAAAAAUUGUCCUUUUUUGAAAAUUGUAGUCGUUGUUGAUUUAUUGUUGUUUGCAAUAAAUUCACCUGGAUUUUC
Messenger RNA from Pecten maximus, 8096 nucleotides. Its product is annotated as cAMP-dependent protein kinase catalytic subunit 3-like. Gene Ontology annotation, molecular function: protein serine/threonine kinase activity; ATP binding. The record is from RefSeq and is a predicted model, not a curated record. Lineage: Eukaryota; Metazoa; Mollusca; Bivalvia; Pectinida; Pectinidae. The transcript is spliced from 8 exons. Gene Ontology annotation, biological process: protein phosphorylation. Bases 229 to 1242 code for a protein of 337 amino acids.